This is a messenger RNA of Salvelinus fontinalis (brook trout), 1374 nucleotides long. RefSeq names its product mitogen-activated protein kinase 12-like. Gene Ontology annotation, cellular component: cytoplasm; nucleus. Gene Ontology annotation, biological process: protein phosphorylation; intracellular signal transduction. Gene Ontology annotation, molecular function: ATP binding; MAP kinase activity. Bases 193 to 1278 code for a protein of 361 amino acids. The transcript is spliced from 12 exons. NCBI's taxonomy places the organism in Eukaryota, Metazoa, Chordata, Actinopteri, Salmoniformes, Salmonidae. The record is from RefSeq and is a predicted model, not a curated record.
GCUUCAUAAGACGCGGGAGUGGCUGUGCUGUGGUUGACUCCUGCAGGCGGCGCCUAGUUGCGCUUUAGACGCGCUGCGUAUACUGUGACGAGAAUUUCAAGAACGCAUAGGUAGGACAAUUGGUGUGUAAACCAAACUGGGAAAUCACCUCUUGGGACACAUAGUGAAUUUGUUAAGAUGUGGUAAAAUAAGAUGUCGAGCCGGACCAGACCUGGCUACUGUCGCCAGGACGUGAACAAAACCACCUGGGAGGUACCCGAGCAGUACCGAGAGCUGAAACAGGUGGGGACGGGGGCUUACGGUACAGUCUGCUCUGCGGUGGACUUCAGGACAGGGACCAAGGUGGCCAUUAAGAAGCUCCACAGGCCCUUCCAGUCUGAGCUCUUUGCUAAGAGGGCCUAUCGGGAGCUGAGGCUGCUCAAACACAUGAAACAUGAAAAUGUUAUUGGCCUUGUCAAUGUAUUCACUGCAGACCUCUCCUUGGACAGAUUCCAUGACUUCUAUCUGGUGAUGCCUUUCAUGGGAACAGAUCUGGGAAAGUUGAUGAAGUUACAGAAUCUCUCGGAGGACAAAGUACAGUUCCUGGUGUAUCAGAUGCUGAAGGGACUCAAGUAUAUCCAUUCUGCUGGCAUCAUUCAUAGGGACCUCAAACCUGGGAAUCUGUCUGUUAACCAGGAAUGUGAGCUCAAGAUCCUGGACUUUGGGUUGGCGCGGCAGGCUGACAGUGAGAUGACAGGCUACGUAGUGACUCGCUGGUACAGAGCCCCUGAGGUCAUCCUCAGCUGGAUGCACUACACCCAGACUGUGGACAUCUGGUCAGUUGGCUGCAUCAUGGCAGAGAUGCUGUCGGGAAAACCACUGUUCAAAGGCAAUGACCACCUGGAUCAGCUGACUGAGAUCAUGAAAAUCACCGGGACGCCCACUCAGGACUUCAUCACCAAACUGCAGUCUCAGGAUGCUAAAAACUAUGUCAAAAGCCUUCCCAAAGUGCAAAAGAAAGACCUUCAGGAACUCUUUUCCAAAGUCAGCUCACAGGCGGUGACAGUUAUAGAGUGCAUGCUGCUGCUCGACCCAGAGAGUAGGGUGAUGGCGGCGGAGGCCCUCGCCCUGCCAUACUUCUCAGAUUUUAGCGAGCCAGAGGAGGAGACUGAGGCCCAGCCUUACGACCACUCGGUAGACAACUCUGACUUACCCUUGGAACAGUGGAAACGUCACACGUUCACAGAGAUCUUAUCUUUCCAGCCCCAAGUGGUUGAGUCCAGGGAAACCGCACUGUAAGGUGAAGCGUCGCACAUGGAAACAAACCCCCACCCACCAUUUGUUUUUACAAGUGUCCUCCUCUGUUAAUCCAACAUUCUCAGACUGUAAUUUUUG